Molecule: messenger RNA, 708 nt
Organism: Phlebotomus papatasi
Lineage: Eukaryota; Metazoa; Arthropoda; Insecta; Diptera; Psychodidae
Product: luciferin sulfotransferase-like
Exons: 3
Coding region: 61-708 (215 amino acids)
Biological process (GO): sulfation
Cellular component (GO): cytoplasm
Molecular function (GO): sulfotransferase activity
Source: RefSeq, a predicted model, not a curated record
AGCCGUACUCGAUGUCCCAUUACUUCCAUCGCGGAGAAAUGGUGCCUUAGGUCGUACUUCAUGCCUGCCAAGUACAGGACCAGUGCCCAAGUGAUUGAGAACUUCCAGGUGCGACCGGAUGAUGUCUGGGUUGUGACCUUUCCCAAAUGUGGAACAACCUGGACGCAGGAAAUGGUAUGGCAGAUUUGCAAUGACUUGGACUAUGAAAAGGGCAAUUCUACUGAACUUCAUGAAAGAUUUCCAUUUUUUGAUUUGUUACGAAUUUUAGCCAUUUAUGCUCCAUACGACUCUCAUAUAAUUGAUUUCUGGAACAUGAGGAAUGAGGACAACAUUCUUUUCUUCACUUACGAGGAAAUGAAGAAAAAUCUUCCUAAUGUUAUUAGAAGAGCAACAGAAUUCCUCGGAAAGUGCUAUACGGAUGAACAAAUCACCAGUCUAGCUGAUCAUCUCUCCCUCGAAAAAAUGUCUAAAAAUGAAUCUAUCAAUCGCGUCGAAGAGUUGGAUGAUUAUUACAAAAAGAUAAAAUUUAAUAAGGAUAAGGAUUACAAUUUCAUCCGAAAGGGGAAAGUUGGUUCAUUUCAUCAGGAAAUGACUCCUGAUGUGGUUAAAGAGUGUGACACUUGGAUCCGGAAUAGAAUAGCCAAAUAUCAAGAUGAUCCACAUUUACUAGAAAUUUUUCUAGCAAAUACGUGUUUGAAUAUUUUUUAA